AUGGGACAUAAACAAAUGUUCAACACAUCUCAAUACUUUGAGAUAGAGCAGGACUGGAGCCAUGGCCACCCAGCUUCUGGACAAUCCUAUGUCCAUAUGGGAAGGGCAGUCUCUCAGGAAAAUGGUUCUUUUUUCUCAUCCGAUCAAUCCUAUUUCAACAAGUCAGAAGGUCCACAAGUUUACACUCCCAUUUCUGGCCCCCCACAUGAUGUGUUCCCUCACUUUUCAGCUGGUGGAAACUUUUAUCCUCCUCCAGAGCUCAAUUAUGCCCAGGUUCAUUCUAAUCAAUACAACAGGCAUGGUAUCCAUGUAGUUGAGGGUGGUUUACUUGAUCAAACAACGAGCACGGGAAGAGGGCCAUUCAAAAGAAAAGGCACUGGUGUUUCUACAUCGCGGGAAAGAGGCGGCACCAGCGGUAUCUACAGUGCAGGAAGUACCUCCAAUUCUUUUGAACUUCACCAUGAGAAACCAACUUCAGAUUAUAGAAAUAACUUUGACUCUUCUGGUUUACCUCCCUACAUGAGUAGCAGCCUGUCAAUUGGGUGUGAAGAUUCUCCAAGGAAUGUGAGAAGCAGGUCUCGACUUGAUUUGGAGCCCAACCCAAGGAGAACUCAUUUAUUAAGUUACUCGUCCCAUCCUUUUUCUUCAACAUCUCAUCUCCGAAACCAUCCUGGGCCGGUGGAUGCUUCUAACUUAAAUGCUGAUAUAACUGCUUAUGAGCAACCAUAUUGGUAUUCCUCCUCCUGCACAUGGGAGGUUUCAUACUUAAGGCUAGUUUAA
Messenger RNA from Populus trichocarpa (black cottonwood), 780 nucleotides. RefSeq lists its product as uncharacterized. The transcript has 3 exons. The record is from RefSeq and is a predicted model, not a curated record. Lineage: Eukaryota; Viridiplantae; Streptophyta; Magnoliopsida; Malpighiales; Salicaceae. The coding region runs from base 1 to 780 and encodes 259 amino acids.